Molecule: messenger RNA, 877 nt
Organism: Acaulospora colombiana
Lineage: Eukaryota; Fungi; Glomeromycota; Glomeromycetes; Diversisporales; Acaulosporaceae
Source: the annotation of a GenBank genome assembly
CCGCUAUCUCCUCUACCUAUCUUCACCAAAAUGCAGGGACUUGUACCUCUAUCAAAAUCGCACAUACUGGAAUGGAUUCCAAAAAAGUUAUCAAAAACGUCGAGACAUCUAUACCCGCCGUCGUUCGUAAGUUACACCAGGUGAACACGAGGCGAAAGCCCCAAGCCAAGGACAAGAAAGUUGGGGAGGUCGUUCCCAGUUCGAAAUACAGCAAGAGCGAAGAAGAGCUGAAGCAGGAGCGAGAGGAGGCCUGGGAGAAUAUACAAAGCUUGGGUAUCAAGACACAUUCGAGUGUGUGUCUACCGAUAUGGAGCUGUGACCUGAGCGAUCGUUGGAUUAGUGCUGCACCCACCUCUGCUACACCUAUUAAUGCCGUCACGAACGGCACAAAAUCAGCGAAGAAGUCUAGUAAAGCGCACGAAGAGGACGACGACACAAUGUCAGAAGGAGAGAGCGAAGAGCUCGACAGAAAAUUGAGCGAAAAGAUGAAGAAAAGCACCCUAGGGAGUCCCAAGAAGAAGACGAACGACGUUCUUCCGGAGGAAGGGGCCCAGACGAAGAAAAAGAAGCGAAAGGCCGAGGGAGAUGAGGAGAGUGGUCCAGUCAAGAAGACUAAACUCUUAUCCACCUCGAAGAGCUCGACCAAUGAUGUACCAUUGACAUCAGAUCCCACUGCUUCGAGCGUCACGGCGAAAAGGAAACCGUCCUCGCAAAGCGAUGCUACCUUGUCUUCACAAGAUGAUGAACUACCAAAGAAGAGGAAAGCUGAACGAGCCAAAGCUGCAGACUUUCUGGAGAUGGAGGAAGAUGUACUCCCUGAAACGGCUUCUAGUCUACCAAAAGCAAGCGAGAAGAACGCAUCAAAAUCUGCAGCCAA